GACGUGGGGCCAGCGGCGGUGGCGGCGUCAUGUCCUCGGAGGUGGCAGCGCGCCGCGACGCCAAAAAGCUGGUGCGCUCCCCCAGCGGCCUACGCAUGGUGCCCGAGCACCGCGGCUUCGGAAGCCCCUUCGGCCUGGAGGAGCCGCCGUGGGUCCCGGACAAGGAGUGUCCAAGAUGUAUGCAGUGUGAUGCCAAGUUUGACUUUAUCACCAGAAAGCACCACUGUCGCCGCUGUGGGAAGUGCUUCUGUGACAGGUGCUGCAGCCAGAAGGUACCACUGCGGCGCAUGUGCUUUGUGGACCCUGUGCGGCAGUGUGCCGAGUGUGCCCUGGUGUCCCACAAGGAGGCGGAGUUCUAUGACAAACAGCUCAAGGUGCUCCUGAGCGGAGCCACCUUCCUCGUAACCUUUGGAAACUCAGAAAAAUCUGAAACUAUGGUUUGUCGUCUUUCCAACAACCAGAGAUACUUGUUUCUGGAUGGAGACAGCCACCAUGAAAUUGAAAUUGCACACAUUUCAACCGUGCAGAUUCUCACGGAAGGCUUCCCUCCUGGAGAAAAAGACUUCCACACUUACACCAGCCUACUGGGGAGCCAGCCUGCCUCUGAAGGAGGCAAUGCACGGGCCACAGGCAUGUUCCUUCAGUACACAGUGCCGGGGAUUGCGGGUGUGACCCAGCUGAAGCUGAUGGCCGUGGAGGACACAAAUGCCAGCAGGAGGCCGGCUGCAGCGUGGCUGGCGGCCAUGCACAAGGCUGCCAAGCUGCUCUAUGAAUCUCGGGACCAGUAACUCCACAUGAGAGAUGAACUUGGAGGGCAUCUGAUUAGCAGGACUGAGCCACUUGGAACAGCAGCGCCUGCUCCCUGUGCCCAGCAGGAAUGAAUCCCACAUGUGCUAGGAAAUGCAGCUCAAGAAUGUGGAGAACCAGUAUUUACUUACCUAGUGCAAUAUGGACACAGUUCGUUAACGCUUUAAGCAGCCUCACGUUUUAGAAUCUAUUAUCUUGUUGAUACAAAAUUAGGGGUGGGAGAGACUGAGCUAUACAGCUGCUAAACUAUUUCAGCAUAAACUAUGCCACGUUUUAUGUGUUCCCAGGUUUACUAGAAGGUUCUGGCCCACCAGUGUUCAUUAAUUCUUCCAUAGACACAAUUUGGGUAGUGAUAACCCUGGCCUCUGGUUUGUACUGGAGCCUGCUCCAUCUUUCAUAGCCAGUUUACAGCAUUUGCCUUAGCCUAUUUAAUAGACUGCCCGUUUUCUUUGUCACUAAUGUUGGGCUAUGUACAAUCCUUUGAUAAUUCACUAAGGGGAAGGUGCCUGCUUUGUGUUUUGUACUUUUCACUUACUAUUUCACUUUAUUAAAAUGACUGUACAGUAAUUUGUAUAUAAAGCUUAUGAUUAAAACCUAUUUUGAAAGUACA
Messenger RNA from Galeopterus variegatus (Sunda flying lemur), 1417 nucleotides. RefSeq names its product zinc finger, FYVE domain containing 21 (gene ZFYVE21). The transcript is spliced from 8 exons. The coding region runs from base 30 to 788 and encodes 252 amino acids. Gene Ontology annotation, molecular function: metal ion binding. Lineage: Eukaryota; Metazoa; Chordata; Mammalia; Dermoptera; Cynocephalidae. The record is from RefSeq and is a predicted model, not a curated record.